Molecule: messenger RNA, 833 nt
Organism: Phyllopteryx taeniolatus (common seadragon)
Lineage: Eukaryota; Metazoa; Chordata; Actinopteri; Syngnathiformes; Syngnathidae
Gene: tmsb2
Product: thymosin beta 2
Exons: 4
Coding region: 190-417 (75 amino acids)
Biological process (GO): regulation of cell migration; actin filament organization
Cellular component (GO): cytoplasm
Molecular function (GO): actin monomer binding
Source: RefSeq, a predicted model, not a curated record
UGGCUCACAUUGUGUGUGGCUCACACAAGCAUGUAUUGGAUUAAGGUCAAGCAGGGCGUGUUUUCAGUGGAAAACCCCACAGCGUCCUACAGCUGGGAGGGCCUUUAAAGCCGCCGGUGGCUUUCUGUGGCCCGACGAGAAGCGCUAGCCACUAGCUAGCUCACAAGCUAACAGGCUAUCGGAGGCUCCAUGAAGCUGACACAGGCGGCGGGCUCGUCCGCUGCAUCUCCUCCUCGCGUGGUGUUUUAUCGUUGUGUAAUAAAGACACUUUCAGUCAAAAUGUCUGACAAGCCUGAUAUGACUGAGAUUUCCCGUUUUGACAAGACAAAGCUGAAGAAGACCGAGACAAAAGAAAAAAAUCCGCUGCCCACCAAAGAGACUAUUGAGCAAGAGAGGAAAGGAGAUGCCACACCUUGACUGCAAAGCACACGAAGAAAAGAAGCUGGGAUGCCACAGCAAAAUGCACUUUCUUUUAAUUACUACACUCCUCUAAUAUUCUACUUUUGUCUUCAACAAGGGUGCUUUGAGCUCCCUGGGGUUUUGUCCCCACAUGGGGCAGGGUUCUCUUUAUCACUUGAGAGAAAAGGGUUAGCCUGGUUGCUUGUCUCACUCUGUUAGCAUGUAGCUAACAGCUUGCUAAUAUUGCCAAACUGGGGAGUGGUGUUGUGAUGUAGCAUCAGGAGGCAGGCAACCAGACUAUGGGGGGCUAGGCAGGUUGGGGUCUCCUAAAAAAAGGCCAACCUUUGGCGCCAAACCAUCUAGGUCCUAGGAUGUUUUCUUGAUAUUUUUUUUUACUUUUCAUUUUGAAAUAAAUAUCAAGAUGUGGAACCUAA